Messenger RNA from Ruditapes philippinarum (Manila clam), 2746 nucleotides. RefSeq lists its product as uncharacterized. Bases 1104 to 1889 code for a protein of 261 amino acids. The transcript has 2 exons. NCBI's taxonomy places the organism in Eukaryota, Metazoa, Mollusca, Bivalvia, Venerida, Veneridae. The record is from RefSeq and is a predicted model, not a curated record.
AGGUCAAAUACAGGCCAGCUUGAUACAAAUGUAGACACUUUAUCAUGUACUUAUGGGAUGAUGUAAGAAAGAAAAAAAUGUAUCUUUAGGAAACUUAUUUUUUUGGCUUAAUUCUCACGCGCUCAAAGAUAUCUGGAAUAAAAUUGAAAGAUUCAAGAUUGAAACGGACACGCGAUGUGAUAUCUGGAUAUAAGGAAAAUGUGCUUACUGUUUAGAUAAUUACUUUUAUUUGAAAAAAAAGUUUUAACCUCAACAUCGAAUAAAAACAUUUCAACAUUACUGUGGUUAGUAGAAAAACAACAACGACAAGAGCACCUGAAUAAACAUGGACAAUGCUAGUUUUAUAUCGUAUUAUUAUACCAUUUAAGUUAAUUUAAUAUAUUGAAGGAUAUAACAAACAUUGAUAUAUUAAUCAUCCCAUAAAGAUAAGCUUUUAAUUUAUGGUAUUUCAUUGAGACAUUUGUUGAAACCCCACCGAUAGCAGGAAAUGAUAAAUAUCGAAAUAAAUGUAUGUUUAUAGGUAAUUAUCAUGUUUACUAUUCUAUUUGUCAGUAUUAUCUAUAUAUCUAUGACUUAAGAUUGGAUCACCGGCAAUGUCAAUUUAACAUUCGUGUAUUGUAUUUAAGAAGUCUUUAAACGUUGUUGAAUACAACGUCUAUUAUUACACUAAUAGCAAACUAAUUAUCUAAAAUAAGUGGUUGUAACUUGAUCCGAGCAAUAACAAAGAUUGAAAAGUUUAUAUAUAUUAAUACUUUAUUGGAUAUCUUUAUUUAAAAAAUCGGCCUUAAACAAAAGACUAGUUGUUAUGUUACACUUACCAUGUGUUAAUUUUGGUUGCAUUCCUAACAUGUCGUAAUUUAUGUGAAUUUACAAAAAGGAGAUCGUUUUUAAAAGUGCUUAAUUAAAAUGAAAUGAAAGUGUUGAAAUGGUAAAGUCAUAGUUAACAUGUUUGACGCAAAGCUUUCAUUUUAAAUGUACGAAGUAUUCAUCAGAUAUUAUAAAAUAAAUGGAUAUAGACGCAUUCUUGCAAAAUAUUCCUCAAGAUGAUGGACAAGUUGACAAUUAUACAGUGAGUGAAAUUUAUAACACCAUAUGCAGCCAUCAUGAGGAAUUACAAUUUAACCAAGGACAAUUCUGGGAUGGAAAACCUAAGUACCAACAAGAGACGGUUUCUUGAAAACUGGCGACAGAAUGUCAGCGUGUUUAUGGAGAAUGGAAACAUCUGCCGGGUAACCGUCGGUGAAGUGACGCCGGAACCUUAUGGCGACACAACUAAAUGGCAAAACGCCGAAAAUAUGAAAGCACUGACGGGCGAAAUGAGUCCAAGAGGAGAAAUGGCAAGCCCAACUCUACCCUCUGUAAAAUUUUCAUACAGCCAUGGCCAAGAAGAGCUUGCUAAACAAAACAAUAGAAUUAGAAGUGACCGAUCUAGAGAUUCUCUAAGUCAAGCUCGAACGACCCUACCACCGUCGCCAAAUGGUGUUGUAGUUCAAAACGGAAUGGACCUUCACACCGCUUACAAACGUAGAACGUCAUCCAUGAAAGCAAAUAACAAAAUUGCAGUGAACAAAGAACUUCCAGAAGUUACUGACAAUAAAGACACCACGCGAAAAAGUACUAGAUUAGCAAGAGAGAUUUAUGAAAAAUACAACAUGAAAUCAAAAACGCACAAUGCUUUGCCAGGGAAACAUACAUACAAUGGAUUCGAACAAUAUUCAAUGCCGUGGCGGAACAAAACGUUUCUUUCCUUACCUUUACGGUUCAACGGCUCUACAAAUAUGGGCGCAAGAAGAGAAAAGACAUACAUUUCAGAAAUGAAGUAUGAUGCAGACGAUUUCGACGAAGAAAUAAACUUCACAAGUGAUUGGAAAGACCAUGCACAUUGGUGACCAAAUCUUAUAGUAAAGAACUGUAUCUGAAUUCAUUUAUAAAAAAAUGCCAUCACUAAACGAUUUACACAAUCCUUUGAAUUGUUAUAACUAUAUAUGUGUGAAUACAUAUCAAAUUAAAAUAAUCAAAUUAAUUGAAUGUUCAAACUAAAAAUACAUGAUUUAAAUUAUUUCUAAUUAUUCGUAUGCACAUUUUUUUUGUGCGAAAAAAACGUUUCCGAAUCUCUAUUGAACGGUUUUCUUUCUAAAACCUAACUAUUAUAACUUUUGAUAAAUGAAAGGGCAGCAAAAUCCGAACACUCUCCUUUGAUAUGCAAAUAUUUUAGAAAAAAGCACUACUUAGCAAAUGAUUAUUCAGUACUUUACAUAAUUUACUGUGACGGUCAUUUCGCUUUAACAGGGCACCAAGAAAUUCAUACAAAUCAGUCGAUUGUACAUACGUAUUAUACAAUUUUGAUCAUUCAAUACUUCAUCGCCGCAUCAAUUGUACGUUUAGGAAUAGUUUUCACAUACACUUAAUUUUGAAUAUCGAAAAAAAUCAUUGCAAAUAUGCAGUACGUAAAUCGAUUGAUUAAUUGAUUGAAUAGUUUGUUGAUUGAUUGUUUAAGACAGAUUUAAAACCUGGCAAUUAUGUUUUAUUAUCAUUGGCAUAUUGGUGCAUUUAUAUUUAUUUACAGCUUACAGUAUUUUGUAUUCGUAACAACAAACUGUUGACCGAUUAAACUGCAAAUGAAAUAACACGCUGUAAUCUAAAAGUGCAUUAAUCCUAACGAAUCAAUAUUUCAAAAGAUAUCGACUUUACAAAACAACUAUUGAAUACAUUGUACUUCUAAAUGAUAUUACACAUGUAUCAAAAA